Messenger RNA from Scleropages formosus (Asian bonytongue), 5691 nucleotides. RefSeq names its product solute carrier family 39 member 6 (gene slc39a6). Bases 734 to 3229 code for a protein of 831 amino acids. The record is from RefSeq and is a predicted model, not a curated record. The transcript is spliced from 11 exons. Gene Ontology annotation, biological process: zinc ion import across plasma membrane; intracellular monoatomic cation homeostasis. Gene Ontology annotation, cellular component: plasma membrane. NCBI's taxonomy places the organism in Eukaryota, Metazoa, Chordata, Actinopteri, Osteoglossiformes, Osteoglossidae. Gene Ontology annotation, molecular function: zinc ion transmembrane transporter activity; monoatomic cation:bicarbonate symporter activity.
CUGCCUGGACUUGUAGUCCCAGCACACAAGCAUGCUUUGGCCCACCUGUUAAUGUCGCAGUUAAUAACUGUAUUAAUAUUAUUAUCCUUUAUUUUUAAGUUAACUUACAGGGUCAGAUAAUUACAACAGUUCAGAGUUUAAACAGGAUAUUCUUGUCAAUGCAGGGUAAGUAACUUGAGCAGGGGUGCGACAGCAGCAGGUGGGAUUUGUUACAACAACCUUAAGGUUGUAGUAACAGCUGAAACCAUCACACAUCCCUCUGCUAACAAAAGCGAUGUCACGCUUAAAACUUGCAAAAUGAGCGUGAUCUAUGCGAGGUAUCGGCCAGGGAGCUUGUGGUGACCGGUUACGGUCAUGCAGAUUAAGUAAUGGGGGGGAAUUCUCCGGUUUUAUGCCCGAAACCCUGUGCUGAAUAUAAUGAUUAAUAUAUCCACUGUGUACAUGUGACAGACCCUCUUGCUGUUUUAGAGCAGAACUAAUCAGUUUAUGGGCCCCUGUAGCAACAAUGAAUUUAAUUGAAAGUCACAUUUUUACAUGGAUUUUUAAAAAUAAACAAUACACAGUGAAGGUGAGAGAUUGGUAGUUUUAUAUUUGCCCUGUCAGUGUGGUGGGGGGUAGGAAGAGUGCCUUGCGUUAAGUUCUCAGCCUUCCCGCAGUGCUUUAAUACCCUAGGUACUGAUCCUUUGAUUGUGAUUCAUGGUUUGGAUGUGACCCAGACCCUGGGACUGAAGGCAUGUGUAUCAGCGUUUUUAUAGUUAUAAUCAAGCAACCUGAGACAAAAGGAAAUAUUUUGGGAAAUACCCAUUUCAGUCAAACACUUGCCUGGAACAGACGUCCAGCUAGGACCAACCCAUUCCAGAACCAGAAGAUGGCAGUGGUGAGACGGCUGUGUACUCGGACCCUUCUCUGCUUUUUCUUGUGCUCACCCUACUGCCAUGGGAACGAGGGCCCCGACUGCCCCACUUUGGAGCAGGCGGGGUCAAAGGAGAAGCUUCAACCAACUGUGGAUGUGGAAGCAGCAAAGGAGGCACAACGUCGCCACCUAGAGGCACUCUUCAGUAGGUACGGGGAAAACGGAACCAUCUCCUUGGAGGGCCUGAAACGGCUUUUGGAGAGUGUGGGUCUCGACCGCAUCCGGAGGGUGACUGUGCAACACCAUGAGCACGUCAGCCACCGGGGGACAGGCCACCACCAUCAUGCACACAGUCAAGAUUCACCCAACCAGCAGGAUCAUCCUGUGGGUCAGAAGGUGACCAAGGACCCCAAAGAACAGGGGAAUGACGGACGGAUUGGGAAGAAGGUGGAGGGGUCUGAGGCUCAUCACAACCUCUAUGUGAAGAAGUUCCCUCAGGAUGUCAGCACCACCCCAGCAUAUACCACCAACAUCUUGCUCAAGACCCAGGAGGUGCGCAGCCGGAGAAGCGCUGACUAUGACUUGUCUCAGGGUGGCCCACCUGCUGCUGGAGGUCAGAAUGCAUUAAACCCAGAUAACCUCAGCAGCACCGACCAACACAUGAGCAGCCUUCUGGUCACUGGCGAGCAAUCCUUGUUUUCACCAACUCCAACUGACCAUGGGGGACUAGACAUCCAACUCUCUGAUAACAAAACAGACCACGAUCAUGAGCACAACCACGAGCACAGCAAAGGUCACGAACACGAUGAAGAACAUGACCAUGAUGACGACCACAAUCAUGAGCAUGACCAGGACCACAGCUAUCCAAAAGAAGAGUGUCUAAAUGCCUCUAGCAUCCUGGCCUCCCAUGGUAUGACCAAGCAGAUGGCCCUCUCUCUUGACGACUUUAGCUAUUUAUGUCCAGCACUCCUCAAUCAGAUCGAUAGCAAGUCCUGCAUUCACCACCGAGCCGAUCACCUUGGUUCAGAUCACGAUCAUCAUCACCAUCACCACGAUCAUCAUGAUCAUGGAAAUCACUUGCAUGAAAGUGGCCAGAAAGUGGGAUCAAUCCAUACAGCCUGGGUCGGAGGUGUCGUGUCCAUAACCAUCAUCAGUCUGCUGUCCCUGCUGGGUGUGAUCCUCAUCCCGUUGAUGAACCGCAUCUUCUUCAAGUUCCUCCUCAGCUUCCUCGUGGCCCUGGCUGUGGGCACGCUCAGUGGCGAUGCCUUCCUACACCUCAUCCCACAUUCCCAGGGAGGCCAUCACCACCAUCACCGCGUGGCUAACGAGAGUGAGUUCCACAGCGACCAUGACAAUGGGGAGGCCAACCUGGACGCAGUAUGGAAAGGCCUCACAGCACUGGGGGGUGUUUAUUUCAUGUUCCUCAUCGAACACUUUCUCACAUUGGGCAAAAUGUACAAGGAAAAGAAGCAGAAGAACCAGAAGUUUGAUCAAAAUGAAGACAAUGUUGAUGCAGACAAGGUGCCAGCGGUGGAGGAGAAUGACAACUUAAAACCUGGUGAAGAUGUAGAAGCGAAUGGGGAGGGGCAUUUUGGCGAGCGGCCUGUCUUUGUGGCCGAGUCCGCAGCGCAGGGUGUGGCGGAGGAGGAGGAGGUGAUGCUGGCCCCAGCCGCACCCUCAGUUGGUUACAGUGGCGCCUACUCCUCUGAAGACUGUGAGAACAAAUGCCACUCGCAUUUCCACGACACGGUGGGGCAGCCAGAUGACCUGCACCACCACCACCAUGAUUACCACCAUAUCCUCCAUCACCACCACUCCCAGAACCACCACCCGCACAGCCACUCGCACUCCUACUCCCAGCAGCACUUCCGGGAUGCUGGUGUGGCCACGCUGGCCUGGAUGGUCAUCAUGGGCGACGGCCUGCACAACUUCAGCGAUGGCCUGGCCAUUGGAGCAGCUUUCACCGAGGGCCUUUCCAGUGGACUCAGUACAUCUGUAGCAGUCUUCUGCCAUGAGCUUCCCCACGAACUGGGCGACUUCGCUGUGUUGCUCAAGGCUGGCAUGACGGUGCGCCAGGCAAUUUUGUACAAUGCGCUGUCAGCAAUGAUGGCAUACUUGGGCAUGGCCACAGGCAUCCUCAUUGGGCACUAUGCUGAGAAUGUCUCCAUGUGGAUAUUUGCGCUUACCGCUGGCCUCUUCAUGUACGUGGCACUCGUUGACAUGAUGCCGGAGAUGCUGCACAAUAACGCAGGUGAUCAUGGCUUUAGCCACUGUGGCUAUUUCCUGUUGCAGAAUGCUGGUAUCCUGCUGGGAUUUGGCAUCAUGCUGCUCAUCGCCAUCUUCGAGAACAAGAUCCAGCUGGACUUUGACCUCUAACACAUCGGGGUACACGCGAUCCUGUCACCAUUUAUGGAAUCAGCCAUCUUUGUGUCAGACCCGCACAUCUCUCAGAGAGAGUUUCUUGUUUUUCCUUUGUAAAUACUAUUUACAAAAAGUUACCUAUUUUUGUGACUUUUUUCAAAUCCAUGUCAUCGUCAAAGGACAUCCUUUGCUUUGGGUGGGCAGAGGUGACUCUGAUUGUAUGCAGCAUUUAAGUGUUACGAGAACGGCCAGUUACAGAACUCACCGUUAUUUUUGUUUCCAUGGAAGACGACCUCUUCUAUUUGCCUUCAAUGUCCCGCCAAAGGAAAAAGAAGGGGGGGAUGGAUGUUGAGGGGCAGAAAUGUACUCCAAAACUGGAACCAAGAGAGUAACAAGUAAUUAUGCAGAAACUGCAAAUCUAUUUAUUUACUUUGUGUUACCGUGUCCUCCGUGCAAAAAUUAAUGUAUUAUAACCACUGUGAAAAUUCCAAAAUGGAUCCUUUAAGUGGCAUAACCACAGUUCUGGUGGCGGAGAGUAUUGUUUAUAGGACCAAGCUGCCUGAAAAAAAAGCAGCCGGGAGAAAAAGCCAAUCUUAUUUUUAUUCUCAGAACCUGUUUUCCAGUCUGAAUUGUCGUUUAACUGUGUCGCAUCUAGUAGGUGGUUUCCUACCAGUUCACAUGGUCAUUCGAUGCAUGAAAGCAAGACGCAACACCACCGGUUUCGUUUACAUUUCUUGUCUCAUGUUGCAGUCUGUUACACUUCUGAAAAAUUUUGAAGGGUCAAAGAAACUGAAGAGAAAUCAUUCCAAGCAGGUGUUACAUCAGUAAAACAAACUCGUUGUGUUGCAUCAAAAUGUCAGUGAAUUUACAUGCUUGUGUAGUGUAUAUUUAUAUCUGCAUCUGUCACACAAACUGUGUUUUAGAACUUUAAUGAAGGGAACUACUGAUAUGAUCAGUAUGGAAUUUUAUUUCUUGAUCACUGUGUCCUGCGGGUAAAUUUUUGGAUGCAAUGCCAUUUGUGUGCUUCUACAUUCCAAAAAAAUUAAAAUUAGUUCUUUUUAUUAACUAUUUUUCCUUUGUUGAACUGCCUCCAUAUGGCAUCCUUACACACACACACACAUACAUACAUACAUACAUACAUACAUACAUCCGUCAACAAUAAUUGUUUGUCCAGUGCGGGAUUGUCGUGGUCCAAAGCCUUUCCCAGAAGCCCAAGGCGUGAGACAUUGUACACCCUGCACACGACACCAGUCCACCUCAGGACAAUUACACAGACACGCACAGACACACACACUGUGUGCAGUUUGGAGUCAGUUUAUCUGAAACAGAUGUCUUUGGGCUGUGAGAGGUAACACCCAUCGGAUAGAAAUGAUACCUUCAUUUUCAUUCGCAUUUUAACGAGGAGAGCAGAGUGUGUUGCACAUUUCAAAUGGCAGUAGCUAAGUGUUUAUGGGCUGUGUAAAUAGCUUGUGGUUGAGUGAGGGUGUGGGCACAGCUCUGCAGGAAACAUGAUGCAUGGCACCUGAAAAGGAUUAUGUACUUUCUUUUGUCCCUCUUCUUUCUCCCACGUUACCCCAUUUCAGUGGCUUUUCCUCAGCUGUUUAUUCAAACCAUGGAAGUUAUAAACAACCGCUGAGAUUUUCUUAAAACGGCAAUAUAAUACAGAAACCUAUGUCUCCAAGACUAUACUGAGGAGUGGGAAACGGUAUAAAAUCAAUUUGAAACAGUUUUGGAGAAGCGUGUUUUACUAACUAUUAAUUUGAAAACUUAAUCUGUUUUCUGAAACCGCGAGUCCUGUGCACUGUUUCUAUGGAGGUUCUGUGCAGAUGAUUGGGUGCUUAUUCAGUACAUACCACUACUAGUGUUGGUUCUACUGGUACCUUUCACUGCACACUGUUUCGAUGGAGCAGAAUUGUUUUUAAGGGUGCAUUAAUGCUGAAUUUUUUUUUUUUUUUUAAUAGAUAAAUAUAGAGAAUGUUAAGGCAAACCUUACACAGAUGGAUUUCUCAUCAUGCAGCUGAUACUAAGUUUGUUCAUAAUUAAUUUUGUUACUCCAUAAUUUUUACCACUAAGUCAAUAAAAUGCUGAUGAUGCACACUUCCCUUGAUUUAUUCGUAGGUCACGUUGCAUACAAAUCUGAUAUAUCUGUAACAAAGUCUUACAAAAUGUGCCAAUUCCUCACGUUACAGGGUUUAAUUGUUCUGACACAUAACCCUAUUUAACAAAGUCUCACUCUGAGGGGGUCAGUUACCAUUAGGGGUGAAAUGAAAUUGGUUCCCUGGCAAAAAAUGUUGCCUAAAAUUGUGAGACAAGGGAGACUCUGAAUGGAGACUUCAUGAUGGUUUGGUUCGCUGAUGUUUAUGACACAAGAAUGUUCACAAGGUUACUGCCAAUGUUUUUAACUCUAUAAAGCAUGCAGAUGAUGCAUCAUUGGAGGCCCUAUGGUGUGGGGUAGGUGGUAGUGUAGUGGUUUGGGC